This is a messenger RNA of Musca domestica (house fly), 4494 nucleotides long. RefSeq names its product mucin-2. The transcript has 5 exons. The record is from RefSeq and is a predicted model, not a curated record. The coding region runs from base 362 to 4006 and encodes 1214 amino acids. NCBI's taxonomy places the organism in Eukaryota, Metazoa, Arthropoda, Insecta, Diptera, Muscidae.
AGGGAAACGCCAGCUCUUCAGUAUAUGUUUUGCCGAUUGGUCCACUACCAUUUAGCCCAUACAUAUGUGUGAGUGCUGCUUCAAAUAAAUUUCUACAGAAAGUGUAUCCGCCGCGCGCGCUCAUUUGUUUGCAUGCAGCUGCAGGACAACGGCAGGGGCAGCAACCAUCCGACGUUCAAGUAGACGUGAGUGAAUGAGUGUGAAAUAUUAAAAUUUCACAGAGUGUUUCAUAAAAAUAAACAAUACGGGUUGUUUUUGCGGCGUUCAAAACGUUUGAAGUGUCGUACCAACACAACAGCAACAACAGCAAAAAAUAAGAAAAAACAACAACGAGUACGAGAACUUUACCGAGCAAAUCAAAAUGGAUACGGUUUAUGGUACAAAAAAAUAUUUCCAAAGUUUAUCGGGCGCCAGUGAUAUCUAUCGCAGUCCAGCAUGUCGGGCAGUGUCCAACGAUUACACAUACCAAAACACUCUGGGAAGGCGUUCCACAUUGGGUGCCUAUUAUCACAUGAACAAUCAGCCCUCGUAUAGCACCGACAAUCUCAACACCCAGUAUGGUUACAACAGCUCCUGGGGCAUAUGGAGAGAUGGACGAAACUUGGCACCCUCAACAUUUUCCGCCAAGCCACAUUUGCACUAUCAGAAAACCAGAUCGUUUUCGAUAAUAUUAACCACUGCGGCAUUUAUAGUGCUGCUGGCGGUUAUAUCCAUUGCAGGGUUAGCAUUUUAUUUCAGUUCCAUUAAAGGCAACAUGGAGGACCCUGUUUUGGGUUUUGAGGGUACCUUCCGCAUUGCCAAAGGUGACAUGUUUUCCACGGGUCUCAAAUAUAAUCACACUGCUUCGUAUAAACAGAAGAUUGAGUUUUACAAACGUUUUGUGGAUAGAGCCCUAAUGGACCAGGGUUUGCAGCCCAUGCGAACGGAUGUUUGGGGCUUCGGAGAGGGUCCAUUGAUAAAAGUGAAUUUCCGAGCGUUCUUUGAUGUUAGGAAAUUGCCUCAGAACAUACACAACGUAGAAGAAUACAUAAAAGAGGCCAUCUUUUUGGAAACCACCACAGCCAAAUCGUUGUACAAAACUUUACGUAUUGACUCGGAUUCCGUAGAAGUGAAACGUAUUUUGGAUGAACAAGUGGUUAAAUCGGCUUCAUUGUUUAAGGAUGCGCACACGGUGCCCACGAGCCAGACACAAUUGGAGAAACGUCUUAUGAAGAAGGGAGGUAGCCCACCCGCCCUCAUCAACAAACCCUCUGGAAAGAGCCGCCCAACUCCUAAGCCCCAUUCACCGGAUGAUGAACCUGAUGUCGAUGUUGAAAAUGCACCGGUUAUUCAAGGCUCAUUCGAAGGAUCCUUUGAGAUAACCAAAACAGAUGCCGAUAUAUCGCAACGCAAGAAGACAACUCCCACAAGAGCCUAUGGACAUAGCAGCAGCUUGGCCCCCAAAACCGUGACGCCAUAUGCCCUCAGAGUGAAACCCAAAAAGCCAGGAAUUGAGAAGCUGACAACAAUUAUGCCACAAUCUCUGCCAGCUACCAGUAGAAUGACUACCACAAGCAGUAGCAGUACCACUACCACAACAACAUCGACUACCACGACGACAACAACAACCACACCAGCUCCCACCACAAGGAGCACCACAACUACAACAACCACCACAGCGAGACCAACCACAACUACAUCGAAGCCAACAACCAGCACAACCCCUUCUACCACAACAACAACAUCAUCGACUUCAACAACAGCAAAGCCAACCACCACCACCACCAGGCUGCCAACUUCCUCUGUUCCGCUCAAUCAUUUCACGUACCCCUCAAUUAUAUCUUCCUCCCAUCCACCUCAAAUGCUACCAAAAUUAGAUCAAAAUCUCUUCACUUCGGUGCCAGUUUUGGAUACCCAGCCCUGGAGACCAAUUCACCGUGAGGUGCCCGAAUUUUUGCCUGGUCCACCACCUUCCUUCCCAACGAAGACUCUACCUUCGGUAUUGCAGUCAACACCUCUGCCACCCAUCGCCAUUAAUGAGGAACCUCCCCGGAGACGAAUUGAUGAAAUUGAAUUACCUUUCCUACCCGAAGAACCCAGACCACCAAAACCAGCUCUGGAUCCUUACACACCCAAUUUCUUUGGACCGGCCUAUAGGAAGCCAGAAAUGUCAAGCGAGACUAAAAAUCCCCAUGACAUGAUGUUUUAUCACAGCUUUGGCAAUCCGGUCUUUAUGCCAGCAUCGGAAAGUAUUGAACGUUUGGGAGUUGGAUCCUCCGUGCAGCCACAUCCAUUGCCCGUUCCUUUGAUCGAUGAUGUGGUAAUACCACCAUUUAAACCGCUAACACCUGGCUUGACUUCACAAAACAAAUUGCCUUUUGAGAUUCCAAAUGCAAAUGAUAAAUUCGAACAUUUAGGCGAUGGAAUACUGGCCAAGAAACCGGAAAAUAUGACUCAAAACUCCAAUGAAAGCAUUGAUAUGCCCACAACAACCACAUCAACCACCACAACCACUCCUGCAACGAUAGUACCCACAAAGGCUAAAGAACAAUUUGAACCAACUAUCAAGCCCAUACAAGAUGAGAUGGAUAGUUCCUCUGUAACAUCUGAACUGGCCGAUAAGAUUGGGGAAUUCUUUAUGGACUGGCUAGACUUGCCCAAGGAUGAGGUAAAACCCAAACAAGAACAGCCCUUGGAAUCUCGCAUUGAGCCGGAAGAAGAUUCAUUUACUGUGUCAAGUAAAGAAACUGAACUGGAGUCAGCAUCAAGUGAGCUUUCGAGCACCACAAACUCCAUUGCCGAAGAAGAAUCAUCCACCACCACCUACUCGACAUCAACAUCACCUGGUAAACCGAACUUUUUGAACCUCAAAGAAUUGAUUCUGAAACGGAAUCAAUUGUCGAAUCAAAGAAAAAGUUCAGAUUCAACGACACCCGUCAUAAGCUCCACUGUAACAACAGCGAAACCCACUACCUCCACCACAACAACUACUACUACAACAACAUUGGCUCCCAUUACAACAACCACACCAAAAGCAUCCACCGUUACCACCAAACGCAUCAAAUAUCACCCAAGCAAUAGUAAACCCCCUACCAUGCUGGACGAUUCCAAUCUAUUCCCCUCCCACUCGAAAUGGGAAUUUGUCAACAGCUCAGCUGCCAAUCAUUUUGGCCACACGGGCAAUAUGCGCAAGGUAUUCAAUACCACCCUACAAGCGUGGGUGUCCGAAGAUGUAGAGAAGACGGAGAAAACUGAAUCGGAGACCUUGGAUGACAUCAAGACAAAAAUCAAUAAUGCCAGUAAUAUUCAAGAUAUCUCCUUUAUAUUCGAUACCCUGGCUUCGAAAUUGGGAAUAACAACGAGUCUGCCCACCAAGGAGCCACCAUUUUCCCACAACAAAUUGAAACAGUCACAGAAGAAUGAAUCGAGAACUAAGGCCACCACUACCACAACCAUGAGGACAACACCCACAACAAGUACCACAAUACCGACAACAACUACAACCACAUCCAAGCGACCCAUCACCACAACUCCUCCCGUUUUGAGUGUGGCCUCUGAAGAAGAUGAUCUGCUGGCUUUGGAGAUGAGAAGAGAACCGUUUAUAAAACCAAUGUCUAGCUUCAUUGAUGAUACUUCGGCCGAAGGUGUGGGAGCGGCCAUCCCUGUUGUUGGCGAGGCCGAGGUCGAAGUAAUCGAUCCCACCAAAUACGAAGAAAUGUUAAAGUCCUCACAUUUUGCUGACGCCACAACCACGGAGACGACACCCAAACUGGUGACAUUGCUACCAGUCAGAUCGAAUUCUGGCAUUCGCACCUACAGACCUCUGGUGGACACCGGUAGAAGUUCAUCGUCAUCGUCGUCGCCUAAUGAGUCCACUCAGGCCACAAAUGCAAAUCCGACAACAACAACCAAAAAACUUCCUACAUCUAGACCGAGUAUUACACGUCGGAAAAAUGUCAAUCAAAGUCGGAGAUUUCCACCUGCCGAGGCGGUAAUUCGAGGUGGCCUAAAGGUCACUGUUAAGUAGAGCAAUUCCAACCCUCACAAGACUAUUUUUAAGCAGCUUUUUCUCAUCACAUAUAUUUUUCGAAACUCUUUCAUGACAACCUUUUUCGAUUUCGAAAGAAGGUUUGGCGAUCAACCCCCACGUAGAUUAGGCCGAGAUUAGUAUUGAAUAUUGACGAACAACGACUUGUUCUGGUGUUCUGGAGGUUGGCGACCGCUGUACAAAUACCAGAAUGACUUGAAGUACGAGCAAUCAACACAACUAGUUGUAAUUUAUUUAUAAGGCAAUAUUUAAAAACAAACACUAUUUUUAAAUUUUAAAUUUUUUAGGUUAGGUUUCUUAAUUCUAUUCCAUUCCAAAUUUUCAUAUUGUUAAUUGUAUCUAAAAAAGACGAAGAUGUGUCUAAAUAUUUUGUAAUUAUUUCUAUUUCAAGAUUGCACCUAAACACUUAAUGUAAAUUUGUAUAAACAAUGAUUUAUUAUAAUAAAUUUAUAUAUUUUUUAAAAAUA